GCGAUCCCACGGUCUGGACGGCGAUUAAAGGUCACAAUCAAAAUGCCGCCCCCUCCUCCACCACCACCACCGCCGCCGCCGGGCAUGGGAGGACCUCCCCCUCCACCACCACCUCCACCUGGCGGCCUACCCACGAGACCACCAGCAGGUGCCGGCAGAGGUGCACUUCUUGGCGACAUUACAAAGGGCAGGGCGUUGAGGAAGGCAGUCACAAAUGACAGAUCUGCGCCCGUCGUAGGCAAGCCAGCCGGCGGCGGAGGCCCUCCCAUGGGUGGUGCGCCGCCUGUUCCGGGUAUGGGCGCACCAGCUGUACCCGGAGGACUCGCGCCGCCAGUACCAGGGAACCGUGCAAGAAGCAAUAGUGAUCAAGGCGCCGGCGGCGCCAGCGGCGCUGCGCCAACAAUGGAUGCCGCGCCUCAGCUUGGGGGGUUGUUUGCUGGUGGCAUGCCAAAAUUGAAAAAGAGGGGAGGCGGUGUCGAUACUGGAGCCACGGGAGAAGCCUCAUAUAAGUCGGACUCGGAGGCGCCGAGAGCACCAUCACUUCCUUCGGUACCAAGGCCACCAGCUGGAGGUGCCCCAGCCGUGCCGGGACGUGCUGUUCCUCCUGCACCUGCCGCCGUCGCCCAUCUUCGUAGUGUUGCUAGCGAUAGCCCUCGUCCACUUUCGAGCGCAUCUUUGAAAGGGCCACCGCCACCUAUUGGAAAGAAGCCGCCUCCUCCCCCGGGCUCACGAAAACCCUCAUCAAAUUUGUUGCCUCCGCCAGGUGCGCCGGCGCCUCCUCUGCCACCACCACCGCCGCCUUCUUCCGCACCGGCACCUCCGCCCCCUCCGCCGCCACCCUCGGCAGCACCAGCAGCUCCCUCAAGAAGCCCACUGCCACCACCGCCUCCAGCCGCACCGCCAUCCGCACCGCCAUCCGUCCCCGCGAGCGAUGGGUUCUCCUCGAGCAUUGCGGCUCAGGCAGCAGCGCUGCGCGGGGCGUCAUCGCCAUCAGCGGCUCCUCCAGCUCCUCCGCCUCCUCCUCCUGCUGCUGCGCCUCUUCCACCGACAUCUGCACCCCCGCCGCCAGCUUCGGUUGCAAGAGAAUCUGCUGUCGCAGGUAAUCGUGCCCGCGCCGGAUCGAAUUUGCGCUCGCAGAUGCUCGACCCUAGUGCCUACACUUUGGCGCCAACCAAUGGAAACGCGGCAAAAUCACAUAGUCCAUCGCCAUUGCACACCAGCGCGCCAAGUCCUCAAGAGCGAUAUAUUGUGCAGGAUUCGAGAUGGAGGUUUACUGUUGAUUCCAUGCUACCCAAACCUCGACCCUUUGUGGGAGGUCCCAAAAACUACCGUGCUGGCCGCGGAAGCAGUGUGCCGCUCGACCUGAGCACGCUAUAAGGACGCGACAACCAGGCACGACUAAUGCCGGCUUGACAGCCCGUUUUGUCAGCAGCACAACUUGCGUGCCUUGUGGAAAGAGAAAGGGCUUUGCUUCGGUAGGGCGACCGGAUGUGCAUAUAGCGUAGGCUUCUUUAUUCAAUGACUUCUAAGCCGCGUCCCCAAUAUAUACUACAGUCAGCAUGUGUUACUUGCCAGCUCAUUGGGUGCCGAUGGAGUGUAUGCGACUUAUUGAUAUGAUAUGGCGGCCGCCUUGGUCCGUCGCAAUCCGCUCAAAGUCGCGUGCGCUAUGGCGGCUUUGCGGUGCGGGUCGGUUGCCGGAGUCCGAGACCGCACUGGGCGGUGCGGGCUGGGCGGCUUAAUCCGCGGGCGGCGGAUUCGGAGCG
Microdochium trichocladiopsis is the source of this 1763-nucleotide messenger RNA. RefSeq lists its product as uncharacterized. Bases 43 to 1377 code for a protein of 444 amino acids. The transcript is spliced from 3 exons. Gene Ontology annotation, molecular function: actin binding. Lineage: Eukaryota; Fungi; Ascomycota; Sordariomycetes; Xylariales; Microdochiaceae. The record is from RefSeq and is a predicted model, not a curated record.